Messenger RNA from Conger conger (European conger), 2297 nucleotides. Its product is annotated as growth-regulated alpha protein-like. Gene Ontology annotation, biological process: chemokine-mediated signaling pathway; cellular response to lipopolysaccharide; neutrophil chemotaxis. Gene Ontology annotation, molecular function: CXCR chemokine receptor binding; chemokine activity. The record is from RefSeq and is a predicted model, not a curated record. Gene Ontology annotation, cellular component: extracellular region. Lineage: Eukaryota; Metazoa; Chordata; Actinopteri; Anguilliformes; Congridae. The transcript is spliced from 5 exons. Bases 1233 to 1616 code for a protein of 127 amino acids.
AACGUCCGUGUUAGUAUCUAUAGGAGCAAGGGAAUCCAGACUGACAUUGUUCGGGCACAGCGUGCAGUCAACACUCCAUCAUGCUCAGCAGCAGAAUCUGCGCAGUGUUCAGCUCGCUGCUCCUCCUCGGGGUCGCGUGGACAGGCGGAGAUAUUAUAGGAGUCGAGCCGGAUGGAGUCAUUGAUUAUGGUGAAGCCGGCAUGCCCGGGUGGCGGCCAAGAUGCGAGUGCGUGCAAACGGCCGAAUGGGUGAAACCGGUGAGACGCAUCACUAAGAUCGCGGUUCAGGAGCCAAGCUGGUAUUGCAGCCGGACAGAGAUCAUGUAAGUGACCUAAUGGAACACACCGGUAAUAUUCAUUGUUUCAGCAUCGUCAACAUGCCCUAUGAAAGGACCAAACCCGACAAUGUAUCUGUCCAACUCUGAUUGAAUUUAUACGAACAAUAAUCCAGGCAAAUAUUAGUCAGAAAUGUGCACAUUGAAAAAUAAUCCCACCUCCUAGUUAAGACAGGCAUGGACAGUGGAAGUCAUUUCUCAGCAAAUUGAGCACCAAUAAGGUCAGGAAACAACUUGAACAUGGCUAAAGGCUCUUUCCAUACUGUGAUUAUUUAGUCAUAAUCACACUCCUGCAUUUAAUUUUGGGGUCAAAAGUGAAGGGGCGUUUGUCUCUGAUUAUAUGGAUUUAAAAGGGGCAGUUCACCCAACAAUGAAAUUAAAGUAUGUUUCCACUUACCCAGAUAUCUUUGCUGAGAUUACUUACAUUUUUUUAUUUUAUGCAUAAAAAUGAAUAAUCUAAAGCCAAGAUUCUACAGUGUGUUGGCCGUUACAUGCUUCAUGUCCUUUUGCUGUUUUUAACACUGCUGUGAAAGGGUUUAAUAAAGAAACACCUCAUCUUCUAAAAGUCACCCUUUACGCCACUGAUCAUACAAACAUACUCAGCCUCUCGUCUCAGUCUUGAUCCAUUUCAAAAUUAUUACAGAGCACAGCCCUGAUGACACACAGGUAAACUAUUCGCUACUAUUAUUGAGUUGGCGAUAUGUUAAUGUUUGCGCGUCUUAACAAGCCUAAAGGGGCGGUUACAAUCGGAACAGAAAACAGUUAGAACAGCGCUUUUCUGAGAAAACGACGAUUCCGCUGAAUGUGGGCAUUCAGGAAACGUCUGUGUUAGUAUAUAUACGAGAAAGAGAAACCAGACUGACAUUGUUCGGGCACAGCGUGCAGUCAACACUCCAUCAUGCUCAGCAGCAGAAUCUGCGCGGUGUUCAGCUCGCUGCUCCUCCUCGGGGUCGCGUGGACAGGCGGAGAUAUCGUAGGAGACGAGCCGGACGGAGUCAUUGGUUAUGUUCGCUUAGGAAUGGGCGGGCCGCGGCCAAGAUGCGCGUGCGAACAAACGGCCGAAUGGGUGAAACCGGUGAGACGCAUCACUAAGAUCGCGGUGCAGGAGCCAAGCUCGUAUUGCAGCCGGACAGAGAUCAUACUCACUGUGGAAAGGAACAGAGAGGUGUGCCUGGAUCCAGACUCAGAGCAGGGCCAAAAGCUGCAGCACUGCUGGAAGAGCCAUGACAUGAACGUAGCAAAAUCCAAGACGUGCUUAAGGAGUAAGAAGAUGAUCCACUAAGCUGACCACACAAGCCAUCAACGGAGCACAGAAUUGUACACAUAAUACAGCACAAUACUCUAGACAUGCUACUGAUACGAUAUCCUUGCUGCACCACACUGAGUCCUGCGUGCAGUUCUGGGGCCCACACUAUAAGAAAGAUAUAGGGGUGCUGGAAAAGGUUCAGAGAAGGGCAACCAGAUUGAUUCCAUGUAUAAAAGAUAAAGGUUAUGAGGAUAGACUAAAGAUACUGAGCUUAGUAAAAGGAAACUUAGGAGGGAUUUGAUUAUUAAUCCCUUGAAUGAAUUUUAAAAGCCUCAAAGUGAACUAUAGGCGAUUCUUCAGGGUCAGUUCGGGAAGCAGAACUGGAGGAUAAAUUCUGCAGAUACUUGGAUGUUUUUCCCCCACAGAGAGAGUGGUCACUGUGUGGAAUAGCUUGCCAGGACAUGCACAGGAACACUGGGGGUUUUUUUAAGACCAGGCUUGAUACGGUGCAAGAAACUAUAUAGCCUUUAUGUAAACUAAGCAGUACUUACGUGCUAGUGGUAAGAAAAGGUGAGCAUUGCAGGGCUGAAUGGUCUGUUCUUGUCAUUAUGUUAUUUUACUGUUGCCCUUUUAAUAUAAGCUGAAAUUAAUCACUGCAUGCACAUGCCAUUUUUGUACCUGUAUUUUAUGCAUACAAAUUAAAAAAUCUAAAGCAAA